This is a messenger RNA of Schistocerca piceifrons (Central American locust), 669 nucleotides long. RefSeq names its product GA-binding protein subunit beta-2-like. Gene Ontology annotation, cellular component: cytoplasm; nucleus. Lineage: Eukaryota; Metazoa; Arthropoda; Insecta; Orthoptera; Acrididae. The transcript has 2 exons. The coding region runs from base 1 to 669 and encodes 222 amino acids. Gene Ontology annotation, molecular function: protein binding. The record is from RefSeq and is a predicted model, not a curated record.
AUGUUCGGGCUGUGGUUCGCGCCCCACUCUGAACAGUCGCCCCCUGUUUGCAGUGCGGGCCGUGGCUCCAGCAGUCCCAGCACCGCCACGCGGCCACUCGGCGACCCCGGACGCUCUCCUGCCGCGGCUGCCCGCCACACUCCGCCGCCACCAGAUGCGGCCGUCUCUCGCCUGCGGAGCCUCUCUCAACAGGAGAGAGGGAGGAGGCUGAUACAGGCGGCCAGGCAGGGCGCGGCGGAGCAGCUGCGCGAGUUGCUGGCGGCGGGGGCGGGCGUGGGGGCGAGGGAGUCUAGCAUCAAGCGGACCGCCCUGCACGUGGCAGCACGCGGGGGUCACGUGGCGGCGGCCAGCUGCCUCGUCGGCGCCGGCGCGGAGGUCGACGCCAGGGACAGCUGUGAGCAGUGGACGCCCCUGCACUGGGCUGCAUACAAUGGCCACGCUGGUGUGGUGCGGCUGCUGGUCGGCGCCUCUGCUGACCCCAACACCAGGGCUCUGUGGGGGCGGACGCCGCUGCACUGGGCGGCACUGUGGGGCCACUCAGAGGCGGCGGCUGAGCUCCUGCUGGCGGGGGCGGACAGGGGGGCCCAGGAUGGCAACGGCAGGACCCCCCUGGACCUCGCCAGGCAGAACAGAAAGCAGGAGCUGGUGGAUAUGCUGAGACAAGGCUGA